Messenger RNA from Aethina tumida (small hive beetle), 1077 nucleotides. RefSeq names its product 40S ribosomal protein SA (gene sta). Gene Ontology annotation, cellular component: cytosolic small ribosomal subunit; ribosome; 90S preribosome. Gene Ontology annotation, biological process: cytoplasmic translation; ribosomal small subunit assembly. Gene Ontology annotation, molecular function: structural constituent of ribosome. The record is from RefSeq and is a predicted model, not a curated record. The transcript is spliced from 4 exons. The coding region runs from base 124 to 1017 and encodes 297 amino acids. NCBI's taxonomy places the organism in Eukaryota, Metazoa, Arthropoda, Insecta, Coleoptera, Nitidulidae.
GUGUCGACCACGUGACCCGACAAGUCAAGCUUACAACAACACGGCUCGAAAAGUUCCUUUUCAAGUGAAGUUCUGCCUGUGGCAUCUCAUCGCGUUACACGUAACUCAUAAAAUAACGCAAAGAUGUCUGGAGGUCUAGAGGUACUUAGCCUCAAAGAGGACGAUGUUACCAAGAUGUUGGCCGCUGGCUCUCACCUUGGUACGUCCAAUGUCGAUUUCCAAAUGGAACAAUACAUUUAUAAACGUCGUUCUGAUGGUGUCCAUAUCAUCAACUUGCGUAGGACCUGGGAGAAGCUUCUGUUGGCUGCUCGUGCCAUCGUCGCUAUCGAACACCCCUCCGAGGUGUUCGUCAUCUCUUCCCGUCCUUACGGACAGCGUGCCGUGUUGAAGUUCGCCGCUCACACCGGUGCCACCCCAAUUGCUGGAAGAUUCACUCCUGGUGCCUUCACCAAUCAGAUCCAAGCUGCUUUCCGUGAGCCUAGGCUUUUGAUUGUAACUGACCCCAGUUUUGAUCACCAGCCCAUCACUGAAGCCUCAUACGUCAACAUUCCAGUAAUUGCUCUCUGCAACACUGACUCUCCUUUGAGAUUCGUUGACAUCGCAAUUCCCGGCAACAACAAAUCGUCCCACAGCAUUGGUUUGUUGUGGUGGCUUUUGGCCAGAGAAGUCCUGCGUUUGCGCGGAACUAUCCCACGUGAGACCAAGUGGGACGUAGUAGUAGACUUGUUCUUCUACCGCGAACCAGAGGAGGCCGAAAAGGAGGAACAGGCCGCCAAAGAGGCUGUGGUUGUAAAGGCUGAGGUACCAGUCCACGAUGUCGCUGAACAAGAAUGGACCGCUGACAUGACCGAGUACAGCACUGAACCUGUAGCAGCCGUUGCCCCAGUCGUUGGACAACCCGCCGCUUUCACCGACAGCGGCUCUACCGAUUGGGCUUCCGAUGUACCCGGGGAAUGGAACCCUACCGCCCAGCCUGCCGCCAACAACUGGGCUAACACCCAAGAGUGGAGCACUUAAGUGACCGCUUUUAUAAAUUGACUUGUGCAUUUUUGUACAAUAAAAUUUAAUAUAAGAUCA